Venturia canescens is the source of this 19294-nucleotide messenger RNA. It is a transcript of the gene trol, whose product is annotated as terribly reduced optic lobes. Gene Ontology annotation, molecular function: protein binding; calcium ion binding. The transcript is spliced from 62 exons. Gene Ontology annotation, cellular component: plasma membrane. The coding region runs from base 642 to 17369 and encodes 5575 amino acids. Lineage: Eukaryota; Metazoa; Arthropoda; Insecta; Hymenoptera; Ichneumonidae. The record is from RefSeq and is a predicted model, not a curated record.
CGCAGACGCUACCGAACGCCGGUACGGUGUGUACGGUGUCACCGGACUUGAUAUUUCGCACGAGCAUUUCUCACAGUACCGAUCUCGUCGUCGUCGCCGAGACACUAGACGACGGGGAUUUUGCACGCUCGUGUUUAUUCCCCCGGCUCUCACGCCCUCGACGAUCUUUCAUAUCGUUUUAUCGGUAGUGUAUCUUUCGUAGCGGUUCGGACUCCAUGUCGUUCGGAUAAAGGGCCGCAUUUACGUCGCGAGUCCUAGUUCAUCAACGCUCUUCUUCCGAAGCCCUCUUUCCCCAAUCGGCAGUUCAAAUGCACCUUAAUAUUCGAUCACUGCGAUUCAGAGACUAAUAAAUUUCAUUGGCUUUACGAGGCGAAUCGAACUUUCGGGUUUUCUAUCGUUCACGCGACAUGACCCAUCGCCCUCGGUGUUGCUGACCUCCCACGCGAGAUCCGAGAUCUCGCCCAAAAACUCCCAUCCGAACGCGAUUCCUAUCCAGUAUCAAUAAAGUGCCGGACUAUUCCAUCCGGUCGGCAGACCAAUCUUGACGGUAAUAUCGAUCGUAAGCUUCGGAAAAUUCUAAUUGAAAUCGAAGACUGUACGCCCCACGGAAAUUCGCGACGCGCGAAAGUUCGCGAGGCGAUAUGGGCGGUAGUAAAAAUGUGUUUAUUAAGAGUGCGGUGAUCCUCGUCGUCCUGGGUGUCCUCGCUGUCAACGGACAUGAGAACGACGAUCUAGUUUUCGACCAGGAUGGAAAGAAUCCAGGGAUCGAGGUACCCUUGAUCCAGAGGCAAAAGCAUUCGUCGUUCUUUCAAAGGAUAAAGCGGGGAGUGUGGGAUUGGUUUUCUGCACCGACCACGAGCACGGAGUCACCGAAAACUGAAAAUGAAACAACAACAGCAACGGUAGAGAAAGAACCAGUGGCGACACCGAAUCGGACCAAAACCAAAGACAUUCUCGACUUGUUCGGCGACGAUUCGAAAGAUCGGAAGCCUCGCGCGAGCGACGAAGAAAAUAUCAUCGAGCAUGAAAAUUCUUCCCCCAAAAAUGAUAACGAUAAUGACAUUGGUGAGUUCGCGGCUGGUCAUACGGACGACGAAGAUCUUGCCGGUUCCGGCGAAGUUGAGGGGAGUGCUGUCGAUGGCGACGGUUGGGUUACAGAGUCGCCGAGAGUCGGUGGACAAGCUCGCUUUUACAGAAUAACGCUAACGGUUUUGGAGCCGUUCAGGGAAGAAUACCGCGACAGAAACAGCGAAGAGCACAAAGAACUGGCCGGUAGUUUGGUCAAAGGGAUCGAAGAUUUAUACCGUCAAAAAAUUCCUGAUUACGAACACUUUGCAAACGUCGUUAAGAUCGCACGACUGGAGGACGCGUUCACGUCCGAGGUGACCCUCGACAUUGGUUCGACAUUUGGGGACGAGGCUGAAGUGCGGAAUAUUCUCGAAAGGCAAUUGCUGUUUCACACGUUGGGUGGCAUCCCGGUUGACUCGAAGGGCUUUACGUUCAGAAAUUUCCAAGGCCCAGGCGUUGAAGGCGAGUGCGAUGAGAACACAGAGCUCAGAUGCCGGGACGGUUCUUGUGCCCCGUUGAACUCACGCUGCGACAAUGAAUAUGAUUGUGCUGAUGGUUCCGAUGAGUUUGAUUGUCCUCAGUACACACUGGUCGGUGAAAACCAUCCUGAAGAAAGUGAAGAAGUAACCCCGAGACCGGUGGAUUCACCUACCGUUGGCAAUAAUUCAGGACGCACCGAGUGUCGGGGCGACGAUUAUGCUGUGGCUUGUACCGACGGUAGUCGGCAUAUUUGCACUUUGCAAAAGUGCGACGGUGUUCAGGAUUGUGACGACGGAGCUGACGAGGAAGGAUGUUCUUCGUCAGGUUGCGCAAGCGGCGAAUUCGUGUGUGACGUCACUCGGUGUAUCCUGGACUCUCAACGUUGUGACUUUAGUGUCGACUGUGAGGACGGAAGUGACGAACAAAGUUGCACCUAUCCGAUUUGUACCCAGAGCGAAUUCAAAUGUCGCAACAGCCAGUGUCUCGAAGCCAGCCUGCGCUGCAAUGGAAUCAACGACUGUCGUGACGGCUCUGACGAAAUCAACUGUCCGUGCAAAGACGACCAGUUCGAGUGCACUCCACUAUAUUGCAUAUCAGCCGAGUUGAGAUGUGACGGUAUCCAUCACUGUUCCAACGGUCAGGACGAAAAGGACUGCGAGCAAACAAAUCCACGAUGUAGACAAGAUGAAUUCGAAUGCGACAAUGGCAACUGCAUCAACAGUCGUCUCAGAUGCGAUGGCCGAAGUGACUGUUCCGAUCGCUCUGAUGAACGCAAUUGCACUGUGACCACGUGCACCAGCGAUGAAUUCCGGUGUCAGGAUGGCACCUGCCUUGGCAUUGAAAAGCGUUGCAACGGUCAUCACGAUUGUAGAAACGGCGAAGAUGAAACUCAGUGCGGUUGCGGAACUUCGGAGUUUAUCUGCGAGGAUGGACAGUGCAUACCGUACAAAUUGCAAUGCAAUGGGGUGAACGAUUGCAGAGAUGGUUCGGACGAACGUGAUUGUGAAAAUGUCAUUCGGCAAGAUUUCGAUAACAUCAAUCCGCUCGAUAGACGAAUUGGAAUAAUUACGACCGAGGGAACAAAAAAGAAGGAAAGAUUUUAUAAUCCUGAUCGAAGUGCACGAAUAAAGGAAGACCCUGCCAAGAUUUCAUCGAUUUCAACUGGAUUCGAGAUCCCCUCGGCUGGCGAUUUUGGCGAUCCGAAUAUCGCAGCUUAUCCCGAAUUCGGUCUCAUGGUGGAGAAACUAUUCAAUACGCACGAAACUAAUGACGCCAGUACGUUGAACAAGGAUUGGGAGUACAUCGAAUUUAAAGACCCUGGCAACAGGCAAAAACUCACCAAGAGCAAAACCGUCGCGAGAAACGCAGAACGCGAUAUAGAGGCCACGUUAUUCAAUGGAAUAGUAACCAUCGGAACGGAUUAUUACGAAGGUCUUGACUACGACGAAGAUACCACUUCGAGUGCCACAGAGAAAACAGAAAUGAGAACAAUAUCGGGAUUGUACAAAAACGAUUUAGUGGAUGGCGCGUCUGCUGCAGCCUCGUCACCAAAGUUCCUUCUUUCUGAUCGAGCCACAGUGACUGCGGAAUCCUCGGAUUCUUCUGGACUGAUAGACGAAACGUUUGAUUCAGGAAAAUUAAAAAACUUACGAAAAACGGAACGCAAUACAAAAUCUGACAGAGUUUAUGACGCGAAUGCAACGUUUCUUCAUUCCAAUUUCAACUCAAGCAAAAACGUAUCGGAUGGGAUCAUCAAACCAUCAACAAAAAGUCCAAUUUCUCUGAACACCGAUGACUCGAAGGAGGAGACAAACUCCUCACAAAGAGUCAGUCAAUCGAUAGAUGUCCACGAAACUGGUCAAAGCAAUGGUAAUUCUAGCAAUGAGCUGAGUGAUAACACACGACGCGUUACAGUUGGUUUCUCGAAUGCAACAACCGAAAGAGCUCUAAUACGAUACUUCAAAAAAUAUAACGUAACUCGCCGGAUACCUGAAUCAACUGAGCCACCGUUAGGAUCUCAUAACCGCAGUGCCAGCCUUAAAUUAUCCAUGAAUUCAUCGACGCCAACGAGUGAAAUGGAGGACGGCGGUAAAUUGAAUCGUUCGAGUAAAGUUUUAGGAAUUCCUCAAUCGAUGGAUAUUUUCGAUGAAAAUUUGCCUUCGAAAAACUUUCUGGAGCAAGAAAAUGCUUCGACAGUUGCGACUACCAGGGGACCGUCUUUCGAGACUUCUAGAAAUCCUGCAAGAGCAAAAAAGUUGAAAAAUUUUUAUUUCUACAUGGACAAAUAUAACGUGACGAAGUCUCGAAAAUUAGGGACUCCGGACGAUAUCGAAACACCGGCAGCCACAAAGGCCUCGUCAGUGGAACACAUCGGAGCCGCAAACAAUGGGACUGAUCAGCUAGGAAAGAAAAAAGAAUCAUUGAAACUGAAAGACACGAAAGAUCCGAAACAUCGUGAAAAUCGUGGCAAAACCCGGGUUUCCAAAGAUGGAAGGAGGCGUAAAAACAACAAGAAGAAAUCAGACCCAUACAAGAACGUGAAAGUGGAAACAGAAUUAUUCGAAAAGAAUCACGUUGAGCUUCCGAAAAGAUUGAGAUUGAACGUCACGGAGAAAAUCAGAGGAGAGGACAAAAAAGCUGCUCCCGUAAUAAUCUCCCGAGGCAAUGACAACGACGACACUGACGAUUGCAGUCGCGUCUGUUUCAAGUGUUUACUAAAAUUCAACGCGAAGAAAGCAACGACUCCGAAAUCCUCGAUCUUAACGGAGCCAAUAUUCGAUGUAAAAUCCAUCGAAAACGUUGAUUCAGGCUUGACAGAGACUAGCGACAACGAGAUGAUCACGAAUUCUAAUGUUCAAACGAAUUCUAUCGAUUCCAACGAAGCCGAAUGGAUCGAGAUUUCUACCACGACGAAAAAAACUCGUCAACGUAAGAAAUCCAGAAAAGCAACGCGAACGAGAUUCCCAACGACGACAGAAGCGAUGAAAAUACAUGGGCAAGAGUCAACCACAAACGAGCUACCAACAAAAUCAACUGCAACUCCAAAAAACAGUGCAGCCUCGAGGCGCAAGAGGGUCAGGAAUGGCAAAAGGAAUCGACGAAGGAAGACGAGCAAAAAAGUAACUACCAACACACCACUCGAAGGUCAAUCGACUAUGGGAAUUAGCGAACCUUCUCCGGGCUUGUCGACUCUUAUCAGCAUCGAUCUGAGUGAUUUUCCCUCAACGAAUAACGUCCGAACAACGGAACCACGAAUUAGCACCGAUUCUUCAACACCCUUGAGCACCGACGACCCUGAAGCUCACAACGCGACGAGCAGGACCAACAAAUUUGAGAUUAUUGCGUCAGCGUCCCAACCACCUGCACCCGAAACAACUUGCGGGCCCGUCGAUCUUGUUUGUCAAGUGCAAAAAUUUGUACGAGAUUCCAUAAUGGAAGUGGCGACGUCAACCUCGCAAUCACCGAGUACUGAAGCAACUCCCGGAACAAGGGAUGCGAAGACUCAUUCAGAAUCGACUAGCGCAGUGCCGGAGUCAGUGCAACCAUCUUCAACCCAAAGAAGCAAGGAUUGUGACGAUUUUUUUGGCGAUUGUUGGGACCGCGGAUCUUCGGAGACGCAGAGCAGUCAGACGGUGUCCGAGGAACCGGAAAGGGCAGCUCCUCUCGUCGCGACGCCAGCCAAAAAUUGCGAUUCGUUUGCUUGCUGGCUAGAAAAACUCCCGGGGUUUCGAGAAUCUUUUAAUCUCAGGGGCACUUCAACCGAACCAUCGCGCUCGGUCUCCUCGGCGGAAAGGGCCGAGGAUCACGAGCUAGAAUCCAACGAAUCUUCGGCGUGGGAAAGGCUCGAAAAAUUUCCGAGCCCCGAGACUGCAAAGGCGAAGCCCGACAAAUUAUCGACCUCCUUGAAUGAAAAUUUCAGUACGGAAAUGGACGUUUCGGAAGAAAUUGUACCGACCGAUGCGCGACCGAGUAAGUUGCUGAGCACCGUUGCGGAAAAGAGCACGCAGAGCAGCAGGUUUCCUUGGGAUCCCUGGUUCUCUGAAGUCACCAGCGAUGGGGAUUCGAAAAUCGGAGAGAAGAAAACUUUCACGAAGCUAUACGAUUCCACGGCUUCCGGUCCACCGGCACGAGCCCUCCAAAAAUCGACAAUCUAUCCGUGCCCUGAUGAUCAAUAUCGCUGCGAUCGCGAUCGUUGUAUAGAACUAGACAGAGUGUGCAACGGCAUCAUCGACUGUUACGACCGCACCGACGAGACGAUUUGUCCCAGCGGUCAAAACCGUCCCGAUUAUAUUGGCCACGGGAGCAGAGAUCGUUGCAGGAUCGACCAGCAUCCUUGUGACGAGACGAAGUGUCUCGAGAUCGAAAACACUUGCGAUGGAAUUCCCCACUGCGAGGACGGUUCCGACGAAACGGAUUGCGAGGAUUACAUCAAUCGAAGAAACGAAGUUUUGAACGAUUACAGAAACCGAUAUCGACUGAGGAAAACUGCAAUGACGAGUGUUGGUCCGCACGAGAAUCCGCGAAGGCCAACUCGAAGACGUCCCUGUCUGGAAGAAUUCGAAUACAGAUGCAAUAACGGCGAGUGCAUUGCGGAGGUCCGCCAGUGCGACGGAGUCAUCGAUUGCGUCGAUGGCGAUGACGAGGAUCCUGUCUUAUGCGGAGACCGAGAAUGUACACCUACCCAGUUCAAAUGCGGCUCAGGAGGCAAGUGCAUCGAAGGCGUCUACAGGUGCGACGGUCACCCGGAUUGUCCGGACAAAAGCGACGAGGAUUGUCCUGGCUCUUCCACUGAAAAUGUUACACACAUCGUCACUCAUAACAACACGGAAAUAACGAGGAAUCAAAUCGGCGAGAGACCCUGGACCGGGCAAAGGGAGUGCGACUUGCGUAGCGAGUUUCGUUGCGACGAUGGCUCGUGCAUCCAGCUUCGUAGGAAGUGCGAUAAUGUCUUCGACUGUCUUGAUAACAGUGACGAGAAAGAUUGCGGACUCUGCGCAAUUGAUCAAUGGAAAUGCACCAGCGGCGAAUGUAUUCCGGAAAACGAAAGAUGCGACGGAGAGAUCCACUGUCCUGAUCGAUCGGAUGAAAUCGAAUGCGUUACGGAAUGUCCGGCUGGAACUUUUCGAUGCGGCGACGGAUUGUGCCUCGACUCGAAACGACGUUGUGACGGACGUCCCAAUUGUCGCGAUGGAUCCGACGAGAUUAAUUGCCAGUCACCUUAUUGCCCGGACGGCCAAUUACCUUGCGCCAACGGAGUCUGCAUAUCGCGAAGGUUCUUCUGCGACCGGAACACGGACUGUCUUGACGGCAGCGACGAGAAAAAUUGCCCUGAUAUAAUUCCCGAUCCUUAUCCACCACCGUGUCAAAGCGACCAGUUCACGUGUAACGACGGAUCCUGUAUACCGGUAACUUCGCGUUGCAACGGUCGUGCCGAUUGUCCGAACGACGAAGACGAACACGAAUGCCGACGCGGAUGCGCUAGGGAUCAAUUCCAGUGCAGAAACGGCGACUGUAUCAACACUCACCAAAAGUGCGACGGAUUUGUCAAUUGCGAUGACGGCUCGGACGAGGAAGGCUGCGAAGCAGAUACGACACCGGCAAACCGAUAUUGUACAUCGCAGCAAUUCACGUGUGUCUCCGAUCGUACCUGUGUACAUUAUUCAUCUCGGUGCAACGGUAUCCCAGACUGUAGGGAUCGUUCGGACGAAGAAGGCUGCGAAACCGACCUCGAAACCGAAGGACUGCUUCUGAAGACAUACCCGAGCGAGCAGAUAAUCAAAGAGAACCCGGCGAAGCAAGGUCGUGAGGUUGUUUUCCAAUGUCGCGACGAGGGUCAACUCCGAGCUCAUGUACGAUGGCUGCGUGGAAAUGGCCUCCCUCUUCCUCCUGGCUCACGCGACCUCAACGGACGUCUCGAAAUUCCAAAUGUCCAACUCGAUCACUCUGGCCUUUACAUCUGCGAAGCUGUAGGCUAUUCGUCCUCGACUCCGGGUCAGCAAGUUUCCGUGCAUCUUGAAGUGGAGAAAUUCGAUCCACCGUCAACGAGGCCCCCUCAAGUGUGCAAAUACGACGAGGCGACAUGUAGCAACGGCAUGUGCAUACUAAAGUCCUUCGUGUGCGACGGUAAAUUCGAUUGUGCCGAUGGGUCCGACGAAAUGCGUUGCAGUCCCCACGGAUGCGAGCCAAAUCAGUUCCGAUGCGCGAACAAACAGUGCGUCAGUAAAAUCUGGCGUUGCGACGGUGACAAAGAUUGCGCCGAUGGCAGCGACGAGGAAAAUUGUGCACCACCACCGCCCGGAUCGCCCUGUCGUUACGACGAAUACGCGUGCUCGAGUUACGACCAGUGCAUUCCUAAAAGUUACCACUGCGACAUGGAAAGGGAUUGCCAGGACGGCAGCGACGAAAUCGGAUGCUCUCCGGUCUACAUCACGAAGCCACCGCCAGCGAUGGUGAAUCUUCAACCAGGAGAAUCGCUGAUAUUGACUUGCACCGCGAUUGGUGUGCCGAUACCGGAAAUAAAUUGGCGUUUGAACUGGGGUCACGUGCCCUCGAAAUGUUCGUCGACAUCGGUGAACGGAACCGGCACUUUGAAUUGUCCGGACAUGCAGGUUUCGGACCAGGGCGCUUAUUCUUGCGAGGCUUUGAACGUCGGCGGUUUCGUAUUCGCUGUGCCAGACGCGAUCGUCGUCAUGGAUGAGAAACCGGACAUUUGUCCUCCGGGAAAAUUCAACUCGGAAGCGCGCACACCGGAAGAGUGUAUUUCCUGCUUCUGCUUCGGCGUCGCUGACAAGUGCAAGAGCGCAAAUCUUUUCACUUAUCAAUUACCACCGCCGUUCGAUCGGUACAAGGUCGUUACCGUCGAAACGGGCCCGGAAUUGCGCAUAAAUGGAGAAAUCAAUUACCAAGUCGCUGAAGUGAAACCACGGGGAUCGAGCGGCGCCGAAAUAUCAGCGCCUUACAACACCGAGCUCACAUCCUACAACGUGCCAUACUUCGAACUUCCGGAUAGUUAUUACGGACCUAGUCAGUUGAAAUCGUACGGCGGUUAUCUCAAGUACAAGAUCUCUUACAGCGGAGACGGCUCGCCGAAUUAUGCUCCGGAUGUUAUCAUAAGCGGAAACGGGUACACGCUCCUCCACCGCGGCCAACCCGUUCAACCGGAUAUCACCACUGAACGUUCGGUCAGAUUUUUCUAUGGCGAGUGGUUGAAGAACGAGAGAGGUCAGGAAAUACCAGCGAGCAGAGAAGAAAUCAUGAUGGUUCUUCUGAAAGUCGAACACAUUUUGAUUAAAGCCAAAUACGAAGAUUCACCCGAGCUGCAAGUCACGAUCACAGACAUCACGAUGGACACCGCUGACAAGGGAAACAAUGGCUUGGUCGCGUCUUAUGUCGAGGAAUGCACAUGCCCCACUGGCUACUCUGGCGAAUCUUGCCAAAAUUGCGCAAACGGUUAUUUGAGACGAAAGAGCGGUUCUUGGCUCGGCGAGUGUUACAGGGACGUUCCACCGUGUCCCCCUGGAUAUUACGGCGAUCCCUUGAGAAAUAUUCCGUGCACGGCGUGUCCAUGCCCACUGACCAAUCCAGCCAAUCAGUUCGGUCGGACUUGCCGGCUCGGUGCUGAUCGUAAUCCCAUCUGUGACUGCCCUCCGGGUUACAUCGGUCAUCGAUGUGAACAAUGCGCUGCCGGAUAUCAUGGAAAUCCUCUCAUCCCCGGUGAUAUGUGUGUACCCGAUGAAUUGUGCGAUCCACACGGAAGUAUUAACCCGACCGCUGAUGCCGACGGAAAAUGCCAUUGCAAGCUAUUCGUAACUGGCCUUAAAUGCGAUCAAUGCAAGGCCAACACGUUCAAUCUUGCAUCGAAAAAUCAAUUCGGGUGCAUCAGCUGUUUCUGCAUGGGGAACACGGACAAAUGCACUUCUUCCAACUGGUAUAGAAACGAGAUUCGAGUAUCCUUCACUAAUUCGAUAAGAGACUUUACUCUCGUGGAAUCGAACGCACCAAAUGCCCAACGGAUCGUCCAAGGGAUUCGUCUCGACACGAUAAGCCGCGAAAUAGUUUAUUCAGCUUUCCCGAAUCGUGGCAAUACCGACGUUUAUUACUGGCAACUGCCGGCGAUUUUCCUGGGCAACCAAAUAGCUUCGUACGGUGGUGACCUCCGCUACACCCUCAGAUACAUUCCGUCUCCCGGUGGACAAAGUUCAAGAAACAAUGCUGCUGAUGUUGAACUCAUCAGUGAAAAUCAUAUAAACUUGCUCUACUUCUCGAGGGAAACGCACGAAGCCAAUUUAGCGCAAUCCUUCACGGUACCGUUGCUCGAACAGUAUUGGCAACGCGCCGAUGGGACUCAAGCCGACCGAGAACAUUUGCUUAUGGCUCUCGCUGACGUUCGGGAAAUCAGGAUCAAAGCGACUUACACAACGCAUACGGAGGAAGCUGCACUCUCGUUCGUUUCUCUCGAAACCGCAGAGAAACAAAACAAUGGCAAUGAGAGAGCGGUCGAAGUCGAAGAGUGUAAUUGCCCUAUCGGUUAUCGAGGACUUUCCUGCGAGGAUUGUGCCGUCGGUUACACGCGAGUGGCGCGCGGUAUUUAUCUAGGAUUCUGCGAACCAUGCUCUUGCAACGGUAAUUCGAACCAGUGUGAUCCCGAAACUGGAAUUUGCGAGUACUGCGGCAAUCAUACAACUGGUGACAACUGUGAGCUCUGUGAACCCGGAUACGAGGGCGAUCCGACCCGAGGUGGAUGCACGAGGAAGGACAACAAUCCUGGUCAUUGUCAAUGCAACUCAGCCGGAUCAAGAAGCGAGCGUUGCAUAGACGGUAGAUGCGAAUGUAAAGCGAACGUUGAAGGUGCCGAAUGCAAUCGUUGUCGGCCAUCGACCUUCGGUCUUGCCGCUGAAAAUCUGAACGGAUGUAACGAGUGCUAUUGCAGUGGUGUGACCAAUCAGUGCCACGAAAGUUCUUUGUACAUACAACAAAUACCCAUGGUCGUUUACGACUCGCGUCACGGCUUCACUCUCACCGAUCCAACGAGGAAAGAUGUAAUCGACGAUGAAUUCGAGCUUAACUUGGCGUCGAACGAAAUUGGUUAUCGCUACUCCCACAAUCGUAAUCGACGACUUUUCUGGUCGCUUCCGCCUGCGUUCACCGGUAACAAAGUCAAAAGUUACGGAGGAAGUCUCACCCUGACUCAGCAUAUAACAGCUUUACCGAACUCUCAAAUUCUCAAGGAUCAAGAUGUUUUGCUGGAGGGUAACGGAAUUCGACUUUUCUGGACGAAUCCCCAGGAAAUUGUUCCUGGCAUUCCUCUGACGUACACCGUUGUGCUGAGAGAAUCGGAAUGGCGCAGGCUCUCGACCGAAGGCCCUCGUCGCGCAUCUCGUAACGAUCUUAUGACAGUAUUGUCGAAUCUCGAAGCUAUCCUCGUUCGUGCAUCGCACAGCGAAGGAAUGACGGCAACUUACAUAAGCGAUAUAAGUCUCGACACCGCCGUUGAAAUCGUGAGCGGAAGACGAGCAACCCAGAUCGAAGCUUGUCGUUGUCCACCAGGAUACAGUGGUACGUCUUGCGAGACUUGCGCUCGCGGUUAUUACCGAGAUAUCAAUGAUCGAUCGGUCAGCAUCCUUGGAUCUUGUGUCCUUUGCCCGUGCAACGAUCACGAAGAGAGCUGCGAGCUCAGUCGAUCUGACCAGGUCAAAUGCCACUGUCUCUUGGGAUAUACCGGUCAAUACUGCCAGGAUAUUGCCGAACUAAGGGUAGGUUUAAUGCCGAUCAAGGCCCAAGCACCGAGGAAGUCCGUCGUGCAUUUCACGUGCUCCUACGAGCACGAUGACGAACUGUACAUAUACUUUAAAUUGGUGAAUUAUAAUGGAUUGCCGUUGACUGCAUGGGCAAUGGCGCCUGGUCCGAUAGUUCCAACUGAGAAAGGGGCUCUUCGGGUGUGGGAUGUACACGUGGGAGAAAAACCCUGCACCAUCGAGUGCGUUGUGACCGAUAGGCAGGGAAAAGAACUCGCCAAGAUUUCUACUACGCUCUCACCAGUCGAUUAUCCUCCAACACCACGUCCAGUUCCUACGCCUACGAUCAUACCACCGAGAAUCAUCGUCAGCAUUCAGGAGAAGAAAUUCCAAAUAGUCCACACCGGAAGUACCGUUCGUUAUCACUGUAACGGAAGAUCCGUGGACAACUCCCCGCUCAAUAUUCGCUGGAUCAAAGAAGGCAGUCCCCUGCCCGAGCUCAGCGUGGACGAUGCUCGGGGUCUCCUCGUCCUCAGAAACGUCAGAGUUUCUGACAGCGGUGUUUACGUUUGUCAAGUCAGCGACGGAGUUUCCUUGGCUGUGGAAAAAGUCACGCUCACGGUUGGAGCUUUCCCCCAAAGCCUUUUGGACAUACCAGGAUCAAAUCCAGUUGCACCGAGAGUUGUCAUACACCCGCAAUACAACCGCGUAGUGGAAGGUGGUUCGUUACAAUUUACUUGCGAAGCAACCGGCAACCCUCAGCCGGAAGUCGAAUGGGUUCGAGUUAAAGGCCGCAUGAAUCCGCAGUCAACUUUCCAAAACGGUGUGUGGCAGUUAUCGACUGUAACGAUGGAGGAUGCUGGAGAGUACAAAUGUAUUGCGAGAAACGAAGUUGGGGAUCGGGAACACAGUGCAAUGGUUUAUGUUCUGGAUGCCCCUCGACCAAACCCCGAUUUUGAUCUCCGACCAACAAUAACACCGACUUAUUGGAUCGGUAAUGCCGGCGAUCCUGUGAAGUUGAUAUGUACGAAAACGCCUAAUCAUGUGAGAGUCUCGUGGGCUCGAUUCGGUUCUUUGCCGCUACCGAUUUCAGCAUCCGAACGCAACGGCGUUUUGUCGAUCGCAAAUCCGAUUGAGAACGACUCGGGACGUUACAUAUGCAUAGCAACGAGUCUCCAGGGCAUCGAGUACAGCUCUUACGUAAACGUAACGAUUCAUUCAAGAACACAGCCGAACGUCCGCGUCGACCCCGAUCGACAAACCGUCUCGCAAGGCACUUCCGCCGAAGUCCGAUGCAUCGCCGACCGCGAUUCCGGGCUGCAAAUAAAAUGGAUCAAAUAUGGAGAAACUUCGCUUGGCCCCAACGCUCGUCAAAUCGGCGACUCUCUUGUGCUCACGAAACCUCAAGUCGCUGACCGAGGCGUUUACAUCUGUCGCGCUAGCAACGCCGCUGGCAGUUACGAAGCCAGCACUAUCAUCGAAGUUGAACCUCGGGAAGUUCCGAUUCUGGAAAUCUACCCGAAAACAUCACAAGUCGUAAACCUCGGUGGUUCGUCGGAUCUUCAGUGUCGAGUCGCAGCUGGAUUCCCAAUACCCGAAGUACACUGGAGUCGCGAUGACGGUCGUCACUUCGGUUCGAACAUUGAACAAUUGCCCGGAGGUGUAUUGAGGCUCAUCAAUAUCACGCUCGCCGACGGUGGUGCCUAUAAAUGUUCAGCGUCAAACAUCGUCGGUUCGACGAGCGCUAUCGCACGUAUCGAAGUUCAGGCGAUGCCAACCAUCACGAUCUUACCAGCAGGCGGUCUUAUAUAUGCAAAACCAAACUCGAGAGUCAGAUUGACUUGCACUGCGCAGGGAAUACCACCACCGAACGUCGCCUGGCUAAAAUCAACCCCAGGAGUCUCUGUUUAUAACUUCGCCGCCAGAGGAUCAGAUUCCAGUCAUUUAAGUGCUGUACACGAAAUCAUGUCUAUGUCAUCAAAAGACGAAGGAUCGUAUACUUGUCAAGCUGUCAAUGCCGCCGGAAUAACUGAAAAACGUGUUCAAAUACGGCUCGAGGAAGAUAAUUCUGUUCCUGAACCCUGUCGAGGUGAUGUGCCCUGCGAUGAUGAAGACGGCCACUCAGGAAGCGUCGGCGAUAACAAGCCUGGCGUGAGAAUACCCGAGGAUUAUCUGAGAAUUCCAAAUGGCGGGCGAGUUGAAUUCCGUUGUAACGUUUUUGUACCCGAUGGCUCGCAAAUUUAUCUCGAUUGGAAGAGAAGCGAUCGAAGACCACUUCCCGAAGGUAGCACUGUUCAUAGCGGUGUUCUCACGAUACCGAAGGUCACGAAAGACGCCGUUGGUGAAUACGUUUGUUCGGGACUGAAUCAUCUCGGCGUGGAGCUCUUCAGAGCCAAAGCUCAUUUGGACGUAGUCUCUCUGCCAUCGAUCCAACUGAAUCCCAAUCGCCAAACCGUCGGACCCGGUGAAAGUCCAGCGAUUGUUUGUACCGCGACCGGUGAUCAACCCAUGACCCUUGAGUGGGAAGCGAUCGGUCGACCCCUACCGUCUUCGGUCACCCACGAUCGUGGUGUUCUACAGUUCCAUGGCAUUCAUUACACCGAUGCGGGCAAAUACGUGUGCAAGGCAACUAACAACGCUGGAACUGCUGACGCCGUUGCUGAAGUUCUUGUCAGUGAAAAUACUAUCGAGGACUCGGAUAUACGAGCCGUUGAGCGCGACAUAACAACAUCGGCGGGAAAUUCCGUGCGAUUGAGAUGCCUAGUGCAACAACGUUCGACGAUACACUGGACCAAAGACGGUCAUCCUUUGUCACGAAAUAUCCGAGUGGGCGACGAUUACAUCGAACUGGUGGCUGUCCAACCUGAGGAUUCCGGAAAGUACGUGUGCCAGACCCGAAACCCUCACGGAGUAUCGAGCGAUUAUAUUAACCUUCGUGUUGACGUAGUUAAUACGCUUGAGGAUUGCAUGCCAGUGUACCAAACGGUGCAAUGCGGACACGGGAUGUACCUAUGCAGAAGCCGAGAAUGCAUUUCGUUGGAUAACAUUUGCGACGGGUAUAUACACUGCCACGACGCAACUGACGAACGCUUCUGCCGAAUCUCGCGAUAUCGCCAAUAUCUUCAGCGACGACGCGGAAGUAUCAGUCCUGUCGUGUCCAUUGAACCCUCGCUGGACAUUGUUAACAUCGGCGAUAUGAUCGAUCUUCGUUGCACUUACACUGGAACCCAGAACCCCAGAUAUCGUUGGUCCAGACCGAAUCAUCCAUCUUUACCUGUAAACGCUCUCGAACACGGAAACGUACUUAGAAUAUCAAACAUCGAGCUCACCGAAACUGGCGUUUAUCGCUGCCACGCCGAUACUGCGGAGGGAACGUACGAACAGGACUUCAAUCUCAUUGUUCAAGGUGGAACGAACGACGCACCAGCUAUCGAAACAAAAUAUGUGCCUUAUGGUUCGAGUUUGGAAAUAGGCUGUCGAAAGGACCUUGAACAUCCUCUCAAGUUCCAAUGGAGCAAACUCGGCGGCAUGUUGCCUCCUGACGCCCAAAUGUUUGGCGACAAAUUGAAACUCGUCGAUGUCAAGUCCGAGGACGCGGGAACUUACAUUUGCACAGCGACUAACGGCGUUGAGAACUCAGAAGUACCAACUGUACUUGUCGUGACUGGCGUCGUGCCAAAUUUCAAUCAAGCACCGCAAAGUUGGAUCUCACUUCCACCGCUGCCUGAUUCCUAUCUCAAAUUCAACAUCGAAGUCUCCUUCAAACCCGAGAGGGACGAUGGUAUUAUUUUGUACAACGAUGAGAAAGCAGAUGGAACCGGUGAUUUCAUCUCGCUGUCCCUUGUUCGUGGAUACCCCGAAUUCAAAUUCGAUCUUGGUUCAGGGGUCUCCGUGAUAAGAGCUGAUCAGCCCUUAUCAUUGAGCGAAUGGCAUACGAUUAAAUUGCAGCGUACCCGUAAAGAGGGAACGAUGAUAGUGGACGGUGAGGGAAUUUACAAAGCUGUGAAUCCCGGAAGGAAACAAGGCUUGGAUCUCAAAGAGCCCCUCUACAUCGGUGGCGUGCCUGAUUAUUCGUCGAUCAAUUCUAAAGUCGAGAUGAACGCCGGUUUCGUCGGAUGUAUAAGCAAGCUUGUACUCGGUGAGAAAAAUGUUGAUCUCAUUGGCGAUCAAAGCGAUAGCGUUGGGGUAACGACUUGUGAGACCUGCGCCGAAAAUCCGUGCAACAACGCCGGUGUUUGUCAAGAGGCUUCUACCAAGAACGGCUACAAGUGCCUGUGUCGAGCAGGCUACUCUGGUAAACACUGCGACUCAACCGGAGAAUCCUGUUAUCCAGGUGCCUGUGGGGAUGGCAGUUGCGUCGACACUGAAUCUGGAUUUGAGUGUUACUGUGGCCAUGGAAGAUCCGGACCUCGUUGCGAAUACAUGACGGUGCAUAUGAAAGAACCGUCUAUUCGUAACAAUCGUGCAUACAUGUCGUAUCCAACCCCCUCUGCAGCCAGGCGGCUUAAGCUUUCGAUGAAUUUCAAACCGUCGGACAACGGGGAUGGAAUUUUGAUGUACUGCGCUCAGAGCGACGAGGGCCUCGGGGAUUUUGUGGCUCUUGUUAUUAAGGACAGAUACAUCGAAUUUCGUUACGACGUUGGCUCGGGAAUGGCCGUCGUACGCUCGAACUACAUCAUACAACCGGGCGUUUGGUCACACGUUAUGAUCAGCCGCGAUUUCAAGGAAGGCAAAAUAUCCAUAAAUGGCAAAUGGAUCAGUGAGAACAAAUCACCGGGAUCUGCUCGGACACUGAUCCUCAAUACCCCACUCUACAUCGGUGGCGUCGACAAAAGGAGAAUUGUGAUCAAUCGGAACGUCGGAGUCGAAAGAAACUUCCAUGGAUGCUUCAACGCUCUGGAAAUACCGACCAUCAACGUUAAUAUGCUGAAGGGAAUGAUCGACUCAGCAAACAUCGAAGAUUGUUCGACCGCACCAGUCCCAAUGAAUUCGACUUUCAUAAAUCCCAUUACGACUCAAGAGCCCACAAGACCAUCUACCAGUUCUUACGAUCCAUGUGAGAGGAGACCUUGCAUCAAUGGCUUGUGUCAGAGUACGAAUAAUCAUGAUUAUUCGUGCACUUGCGAAUACGGUUACGUAGGAAGAAACUGCGAGAAAGUAUUGAAGCAAUGUGAAUUGUUGAGUCCCUGCCAGAACGGUGGAUCUUGCAGUAACCUUCAUGGGUCAUACAAGUGUGAUUGUCAAUUAGGGUUCAAUGGAAAAAAUUGCGAAAAAAGCGUCGAAGUAACGUUUGAUGUGGCGUUCAGAGGCGAUGGUUGGCUCGAACUCGAUCGAUCGAUUAUGGUUCACGAGGAAGAACGUGAACUGCUCGGUUUUGAAAUAUCAACGAACAAGAGCAAUGGUUUGAUUAUGUGGCAUGGACAGACACCAAAUGACUUGAACCCUGACGAUUACAUCGCUGUUGCAGUCGUUGAUGGUUACGUCGAAUACCAGUACAAUUUGGGUUCUGGACCAGCGAUAAUGAGAGUUACAGCCCAGAGAGUUGACGAUGGUCAACGUCAUAGGAUAAUAAUGAAACGUCUUCGAAGCGAAGGAAAUAUCGAGCUGAAUGGUGAACAUACGGAAAGCGGUGUGAGCGACGGUUUACAACAGACGUUGAAUGUGCGAGGCAGUGUUUAUUUGGGCGGUGUACCGGACUGGUCAAUGACCUAUGGAAAAUAUCGCGAAGGAUUUUCCGGUUGUAUUUACGCGAUGGAAGUUCAAGAUUCAGGCUCGAUCGAUAUGGGGGCGAAAGCGAUUAGAGGCAAAAACGUUUCGCCCUGCACACGAGCGAGAUGGAUCCCAUCGUCGUUAGUGUUUACAGACGCCGAUGCCGAAGGUUUCGAUGACUUUGUGCCGCCACCGCCGGUAAACAUAAUCCAUCCAAAACCUACAGUCAAUAUAGCUACGAAAAAUAUAAAAAGUCUUUAUCUCUUAGUUGUUGUACAUAAUACCAUAAGUUUUUCGAUCGAUGAGAGACCUCAGAAUCUAUUCCACACGGUGUUUUGCAUCGGUCUUGUGAGUCUCGCGAAAAGUUAUUUUGUUUGAUUUACGAUGAGAAAACUCAUUGUCGCAAUACCUCCGAUAAAAUAACUAUUGUAUACACAUAUUUAUGUACAUACAUGCAUAAUAAUGCUAAUAUGAUAAUGACGAAUCUGCGGGACGCUCUGUCGAUAAAUGAAAGUAAAAAGCAUUUAAAUUAUACGGACUUGGCAGAAAAUAAUCUCGUUAUUCAGAGUGAAUUAUUCUCAUGUAGAUACAUUAAUAUUAUUGAAUUUUUCCGUGGUGCUACAAUAGAUUGAGCUUCCCGUAAGAUACGUCCGAUUAUCCGCUGUUGAACUAAUGAUCAUUUUGUACAUUAUUUAAUAUACGCUUACGAAUAAUGGAUAAUCGCAUUUUUUUGUUGCGGGACGAAAAUGACGUAUCGGGUCCCCUUCGUGGUCCAACUCGAGGGGAUAUUUGAGAAUUUUACACGCGAAGCUCGAGAGUGCCUGAGAGCUGGACGAGCGAAUCGACUCGAGGUUCUUCAAUUUUGCCCUCAUUGUGACAUGACAGAAAUUGCGUGUCUUGGCUUUUUAUUGAUGGGUCAUGACAUUAUUCAACGUCUUUAACAUUCAUCAGAAUUUUGAAGGAAAAAUAUCGAUCAUUCAUUUGACGGCAAUAGGCACAAAACUCUUUCGCGUGUAUUCAAUACAUACGCACAUAUAUCUCUGCAUAUGAGCGUUUUUCAAAAUAACUUUGGGUAGUUCAUAUUUUUUGCAAUCAAUCUAUAAGCAGUCAAUCAAAUAUUAUCGAAAAACCAGAACAUCAGGUAUGCAUAAGGGUUUUCAUAAGUUUUUCGUUCUCUUUCAACUUUUACUACAACAUAUAGAGAUAUUUACUUGACAAUACCUCCCGUGUAAAAUAAGCUUUGAGAAGAAUUUCGACGAAAGUAAGGCCUACCAGCAAGAACGAUAUUUCUCGUUGCUGUUCAGCUAAGUUUUCUGAAUUUUCAAUGUGGUCAUGAGCUUGCGCUUAAAACAAAAGUUUUUUAUUAGUGUUUGAGAAUCAAUCUCGAUCGCAAACGUUGAAAACUUGUUUUUCCAAGUACCACUUUCCUAUUAAAAUUCAAUCCAAUUCCAAUAAAAACGUUUCCGAAACGAGGAGUUAAAGUGAAAGUUGAUAUUGGGGCCCUUAUAUAUAUACAUGUAUAGAGAUGCAAUGCGCGUGCUCUUCAACUACGUGAUUGUAUGAAUAUCGCAUUUUUAUAAUGUUCAAAAAUUGACAUAAUCGUUUUCUACCGCUUCAUUUAUAAGGAAUAUACAGUUGUUUAUCUCGCAUGUUUGCUAAGGAUGAUUUAUCAUGGAUUGGCAAAUAACACUACCGAAUGCCCGAAGAUUCACAAAAUAUUACAUGAUUUACGUUAGUAUUUUAUAUUCAACUUUUAUUGCAUUUUCUUUUGCUUUAUACAAACAUAUAUACAUGCUCGUUCUUGUCGAAUUUCGAACGACUAUUCGUAUGAAGCUUCGAGUCAGGAGAAUGAAAAAUUAAAAUUUUCUUUCACUGCCAAUAUGAUUUGUUUCGUAAUUAUUCCAAAUGUAAAGUCAGGCGCAACGUUCUUCCGCGAAAUAGAAAAUAAAAAAGGUUUUACGCGUACUUAACACCCGUUGUUAUCGAAUGGAAACAGGAGGUGCUCGAUUAGUCAGCAAUGUACAUUGAUAGAUACGACAAAGAGAGAAAGAGAAAGAGAGAAUAAAAUCACGGUUGUUACAAAGGUACGAAUGCUUCUGUAUGUUGGUGCAAAAGUUACUGCAACGAGGUAUCUUUAAUACGUAAUGUAAUCCAUGAAACUGUGAAAGUAUGAAUAUAUAUUUAAUAUAUAAAUAUAUAUGCAUAUUAUAUAAUAACUCAAAAUGAAAGUGUAGUCCGUACUGUUACAUUUUAAAUUCUUCGAAAAGAAAUGAGACAAUAAAUAUAGUUUUGAUAAAUAAAAA